Molecule: messenger RNA, 1326 nt
Organism: Eucalyptus grandis
Lineage: Eukaryota; Viridiplantae; Streptophyta; Magnoliopsida; Myrtales; Myrtaceae
Exons: 3
Coding region: 173-931 (252 amino acids)
Source: RefSeq, a predicted model, not a curated record
UCAUUUCCUCCCAGCUUCUCAGGGCUCAAAAGGUCCAGUGCUAAUGGGGGCCAAUAGCUAUAUAUAAUAACGUAUUUUCCUUAUGAAGAUCCUCCUCAUUCAAUAUAUAUAUGAAGACAGGACUCGUAAGAGUCUUCUCUCUCUCUAAUCCUUCCCGUUCUCUCCCAUCUAAAUGUCUAUAGGUCUUCCGCAAAGCGCCUACCGUCCCCUGCUACUCCAAUUCAAGGAUUGCUCAGUCCUGCAGAUCCCUCCUAGCUCAGAGAACUCGAGAGAGGGGUUGCGAUUUCCUGGGGUAUCUCAGUCCAUAGAAAAGAAGAUGGAGAACAGGUAUGGCUGCUACUACCAAGGCAGUGCGCUGUGGCGGUCGCUGAGGGACGGCGACUUCGAGGAAGCAGACGUUUGGGAGGUCCUCAACGGCAAGCAAGACUCUAACAAUUCCCAUCUUUGGGCCUCAGGUGAGCGACCCAGAAGCUCAUCCUCAAGGAAACACCCGCCCUCCGCCCCAAAAACGAUUUCGCGGAGCGGCAGCGGCGGCGGCGGCGGCGGCGGCAGCAGCAGUUCGACCCCCGAGCCGGCAGCCAGGGUCGUGCAGCAGUCGGCCCCAGUCAACAUUCCAUACUGGUCAAACUUGCAGAGGCAAAAGUCAAAGAAAGCCUCUUCCAAUUCGAAGAGCGCGAGGGACUGGGACGAGGAAGAUGGGGUCGACUCGAGCGACGGCGGCGCGGCCGAGGGCGAGAGGGGCGAGAGCGACGAGGAGGAGGAGGCCGAUAGCAAGGUGCCGCCGCACGAGCUCAUCGCAAUGAGGCUGGCCAGGAGCCACAUUUCGUCCUUCUCGGUGAUGGAAGGGGAGGGGAGGACCCUCAAAGGGAGGGACCUCAGCAAAGUGAGGAACGCCGUUCUGACGAGGACCGGGUUCCUCGAGUCGCCAUGAUGGGAAUCCGGUUCGAGACAAUGAAUCGUGGGGAUCGCGUUUUCUCGGACUGUAUAUAGGUACAACGUCGUAGUCUCUGUACAGGGUUUGUGAAGUGAUUGGGUGUGUAGCCUCAUCUUGGUCGCGAGGACAGAUAUCAACUCGGCUUUGAUGGGAAAGAGGUGAAAAGUACCUCCUCCUCUGCUUUAUGGUCUUCUUGGCUUUUGUAAAACCCUGUCAACCUCAAGUCGCCUCAGUGCAAAUCAGUACUUCUUUCUAUUCGACUCUCGCUGCAUUCGAGAUCCCAAUAGUUACCAAUGUCACUUUACUGUCUCUUUACAUAGUCCGGUAAAAAGUUGACCAUACAUAUUACCACAAUCAAUCGUUGAAUGGAAAUCGAAUGCACCCUUCUUUUU